AUGAAGGCACAAACCUCCUUGAUAAGUACGGCGCUGAGAAGCAGAUGGACUUGCGUGGCGUGUCGACAGCGGCAGCAGCAGCUGGUGCAAUCCCGCAAGCUCUCGACCUCGAUUUUUCAGCGUGAUCCUCUGCCACAAGACAGCCGCGAUAAGCGACUGCGGGAGUCUGUAGUCGGAAGCAUCAGGCCACUGCAUACCUCCAGGCCCCUUGGCCACGAAGCAGACGAGCAACGCCAAGCGGUGCCAUUAGGCGACUUCUACACCGAUCUUCUGGCAAACCCCACUCCCGCGAGUAACAAGUCCCAAGGGGAAAAGGAGACGAGCCUUCCUACCUUCGUCCAGUCAGGAGACAAAACAAAAGAAGAGAGGGCUAAAAUGCUCUUUGGCUCGAUCGAGGGCUCAGGGUACGAGCGGCACACUUAUGACAAACCAGAUAAUACGUGGAGGACGAUCAAUGGUGUGCCCGUACCACCCAGGCCUGCUGAACCGGACAACUGCUGCAUGAGCGGCUGCGUACACUGUGUUUGGGACGACUAUCGGGACGACAUCGAGUCUUGGGCUUCUCGAGUUGCAGAGGCACAGGCGAAAUCGCCCAAGAAGCGCUCGCAUCCAAGCGCUCCCAAGAUCGAGAUGUCCAGGCCAGAGGUAGACCACGCCUCGGGCAGUAUGGACGACGACGGUGGCGGGAGCGAGGCUCUGUGGACCACACCUUCGAGCUCCGCCGAUGAGGACGACGUUCUCUUCCAAGGCAUUCCUGUCGGUAUUCGGCACUUUAUGGCCACGGAGAAGAGGAUCAGAGAGCGUAGACGUGCAAAGAGGGAGAAAGGUGCAUCGGCGGAUGAUUACGAGUGA
Messenger RNA from Cladophialophora yegresii CBS 114405, 852 nucleotides. RefSeq lists its product as uncharacterized. Gene Ontology annotation, cellular component: mitochondrion. NCBI's taxonomy places the organism in Eukaryota, Fungi, Ascomycota, Eurotiomycetes, Chaetothyriales, Herpotrichiellaceae. The record is from RefSeq and is a predicted model, not a curated record. The transcript has a single exon. Bases 1 to 852 code for a protein of 283 amino acids.